AUGGUGGCGAAUGUUCCCAGCAGUUCUCACAGUCACUUGUUCUCCUUUAAUGAUAAAAACUGUUGUCUGACAAUUUUGGUGGAUACUGGUGCUGAAGUCAGUGUAAUCCCUCGUACUAAGUGUGAUCGACAUCGUCGUUCAUUAAACUUCACACUUCAAACUCCCAAUGGUACUCAAAUUCACAUAAAUGGUCAAGGCUCCCUCACUCUCAAUCUGCGUCUUCGUAGACCUUAUCAUUCGAUCUUCACUAUUGCUGAUGUGAAAGAGCCUAUCUGGGGGUAUCUUGAAUUAACUCAACCAUGGAAAGGUAAUACUCCCGUCAAGUACAACAUUGUUUAUCAUAUUCAGACGUCAGGACCACCUUCAAUUACUUACAUAUGGUCACAAAGAAGACUAGUGGUGAUUGGUGACCAUGCAGGGACUAUAGGGCGCUCAAUAAGAUCACCGUAUCUGACCGACACAUUCAGAAAUUCGCAUCCACUUUGCAUUCACUCUGAGCUCGAUCUUGUUUGUGCGUACCAUCAAAUAAUUGCUACAGAGAAUGUCCAUAAAACAGCAGUGAGCAUGUCUAUUCUAAUUCACUCGUCUGCCCAUUGGUCUAAGAAAUGCACCUUUGCCUACGUAUACAUUGAUGACGUGUUGGUAGCUAGUUUUGAUGAGUAUAGAGUCUUCAUUAACCCAGACAAAUGUGAGUUUGGUCAAUCCUCAUUACACUCUCUUGGUCAUAUAGUCAAUGAGAAUGGUAUCCGACCAUUAGAGUCUAAAGUAUCUGCUGUUACUGAUUUCCCUUUACCUCAAUCUCAGUGUCAAGUCAGACAGUCGUUAGGUCUCAUAAAUUUUUAUUAUCGCUUCAUGCCUCACAGUUCUCAAACUCUUGAACUUUUGUACUCGUUACUCUUUUCAACUCCUGCUCAUUCUCCUUUUUCCUGGACUGAUGAUUUAGUCAAUGUAUUUCAUAAAGCGAAAAGUGCACUAGCUAAAGCCACUCUACUGUAG
Messenger RNA from Amphimedon queenslandica, 996 nucleotides. RefSeq lists its product as uncharacterized. Gene Ontology annotation, biological process: proteolysis. NCBI's taxonomy places the organism in Eukaryota, Metazoa, Porifera, Demospongiae, Haplosclerida, Niphatidae. Gene Ontology annotation, molecular function: aspartic-type endopeptidase activity. The record is from RefSeq and is a predicted model, not a curated record. The coding region runs from base 1 to 996 and encodes 331 amino acids. The transcript has 5 exons.